This is a messenger RNA of Fusarium verticillioides 7600, 1591 nucleotides long. RefSeq lists its product as hypothetical. Gene Ontology annotation, molecular function: transmembrane transporter activity. Gene Ontology annotation, biological process: transmembrane transport. The record is from RefSeq and is a predicted model, not a curated record. The transcript is spliced from 2 exons. The coding region runs from base 101 to 1453 and encodes 450 amino acids. Lineage: Eukaryota; Fungi; Ascomycota; Sordariomycetes; Hypocreales; Nectriaceae. Gene Ontology annotation, cellular component: fungal-type vacuole membrane.
CCGAGAUCUAAGGAAUUGACUCAUUUUUCUCUCUUGUGUUAUAUAUAUCGUGAGGGUUGACAGAGAUGUCGAAAUUCUCCAAUGAAUAUACAGAUUAAUCAUGACGACUACAACUUCUAUUGAGUUGGCGAGUAUUCGCCCAACUGAUGACGAUGAGACAGAAAUCCCAUCAAUCGAUGCUCUUCCGCCGACAGAUCGAGGUCGAGGGGCUUAUACAGCUUUGGCUUGUUGUACAAUUGCCCAAGCACCUAUAUGGGGAUACUCUGUCUCAUUUGGAAUCUUUCAAGAGUACUACACCGCUCAUGCCAAUCUCAAAGCCUCCUCGAGUGCCAUCGCGUCCAUUGGUGCAUCUCAGACAGGAAUCAUGUAUCUCAUGAUGCCUGUGGCAUUCAUCGUUCUAAAUCGCUUUCCGCGUCUUCGAAAGUGGUGCGGUCCUAUCGGUUUGGCUAUCACCAUAAUCAGCUUAACGGCUUCAGCCUUUGUAGGCAAUGUUGAUGGUCUCAUUGCCACCCAGGGUGUUCUGUAUGCUAUUGGAUGCAGCUUGCUCUUCAGCCCAAUCUCCCUCUACAUGGACGAAUGGUUUGUCGAGCGGAAAGGGUUUGCCUAUGGAGUUAUGUGGGCUGGCAAAUCAAGCGUUGGCGUCGCCAUGCCGUUUCUUUUUAACGUCUUACUCCAGCGAUUCGGACUCAAAGCAACCUUGCUAUCUUGGACAGUGGCAUCAAUGGCUAUGACUCUACCAACACUCUUCUUUCUGAAGCCUCGAGUAGAGAUCAGCCGUGACUCAAGGCCGCGUCCUAUCAGCUUUGCUUUCUUCGGAUACGCUUCAUUCUGGAUGCUUCAGUUCGGCAUAAUUAUUCAGUCAUUGGGAUAUCUGAUGCCAAGCACAUACUUGGCUAGUUAUGCCACCGCGAUUGGGCUUCCCUCUGUCACAGGACCGAUCUUGCUGGCGCUCUUCUCGCUUGCCUCUGUGCCUGGAUCUCUCAUCCAUGGUAUGCUAGGCGAUAAGAUCUCUGGUGCCAAAAACAUUCUUGUCUCCUCUUUGGGAAGCGCACUUCCGGUGUUCCUCCUAUGGGGCUUGGGCCGUCAUAUAAGCACUAUGGUGGUCUUUGUGAUUCUGUAUGGCUUCUUUGCUGGUGGGUUCAGUGCGACAUGGUCAGGAGCUUUGCAAGAAGUCAAGGGGACGAACGAGUCGAUCGAUACAUCCUUGGUAUUUGGUAUGCUACUCGGAGGUCGUGGGCUGGGCUUCAUUGUUGCCGGGCCUCUCAGUGGUGCGCUCAUCUCAGCAGGGAGUUCGUUGGCAAGUGGUGAUAGUCUGGGGUAUGCGACCAAGUACGGUCCAAUGAUUCUUUGCACUGGCAUCACGGCAAUACUUGGAGCGUGGGCACCUAUCUGCAAGAUCGUCAAGUCUGUUGGGAAGAAAGGACUCGAAAAAUAUGCAAUUUUGGUGUUGUAAUUACAAGCAUUGGGAUUUAGCGAUGGCAGUGCAGGAGUAGAGCACAGGACGGCGGCUACAGAUAUGGUGUUUCAAAAUGGCGCGUGUUCAUUCAGGCGAUGACUUUAGUUCUAUAAUUGCUACAAGGUCUUCAACCCG